GACAUGGCCGCGCACAAGCCGGUGGAGUGGGUCCAGGCCGUGGUCAACCGCUUCGACGAGCAGCUUCCAAUAAAAGCCGGACAGCAGAACACGCACACCAAAGUCAGUACUGAACACAACAAGGAGUGUCUUAUCAACAUUUCCAAAUACAAGUUUUCUCUGGUUAUAAGUGGUCUCACCAAUAUACUGAAGAAUGUUAAUAAUAUGAGAAUAUUUGGAGAAGCCGCCGAAAAGAAUUUGUAUCUCUCUCAAUUGAUUAUAUUGGAUACACUGGAAAAAUGUCUUGCUGGGCAACCAAAGGACACGAUGCGAUUGGAUGAGACUAUGCUGGUCAAGCAGCUGCUGCCGGAAAUCUGCCAUUUUAUCCACACCUAUCGGGAAGGAAACCAACAUGCAGCUGAACUGCGGAAUUCUGCCUCGGGAGUUCUCUUCUCUCUCAGCUGUAAUAACUUCAAUGCAGUCUUCAGCCGUAUUUCCACCAGGUUACAGGAACUGACUGUGUGCUCAGAAGAUAAUGUUGAUGUCCAUGAUAUAGAAUUGUUACAGUACAUCAAUGUGGACUGUGCAAAGCUGAAGCGACUGCUGCAGGAGACAGCAUUUAAGUUUAAAGCCCUUAAAAAAGUAGCUCAGCUGGCAGUUAUAAACAGUCUGGAAAAAGCAUUUUGGAACUGGGUAGAGAACUAUCCUGAUGAAUUUACAAAGUUGUACCAGACUCCCCAGACAGACAUGGCUGAUUGUGCUGAAAAGUUGUUUGACUUGGUGGAUGGCUUUGCUGAAAGCACGAAACGUAAAGCAGCAGUUUGGCCACUGCAAAUCAUUCUUCUUGUCCUGUGCCCAGAAAUAAUUCAGGAUAUAUCCAAGGAUGUUGUGGAAGAAACCAAAAUAAAUAAGAAACUGUUUCUGGAAAAUCUCAGAAAAGCACUCGCUGGCCAUGGCGGAAGUAGACAGCUGACUGAAAGUGCUGCUAUUGCUUGUGUCAAAUUGUGCAAAGCAAGUACCUACAUCAACUGGGAAGAUAACUCUGUCAUUUUCCUAUUAGUACAGUCCAUGGUGGUUGAUCUUAAGAACCUGCUGUUUAAUCCAACUAAACCCUUCUCAAGAGGCAACCAGAAUGCAGAUGUGGAUCUAAUGAUUGACUGUUUAGUUUCUUGUUUUCGCAUAAACCCUCACAACAACCAACACUUUAAGAUCUGCUUGGCCCAGAGUUCUCCAUCCACAUUUCAUUACGUGCUGGUAAAUUCACUCCAUCGAAUUAUCACAAAUUCUGCUCUGGAUUGGUGGCCCAAGAUUGAUGCGGUAUACUGCCAUUCAGUUGAACUCCGCAGCAUGUUUGGUGAAACGCUUCACAAAGCAGUGCAGGGCUGUGGAGCACAUCCAGCAAUACGAAUGGCCACGAGUCUUACAUUCAAAGAAAAAAUGACAAGUCUUAAAUUUAAAGAAAAACCUACAGACUUGGAAACAAGAAGUUAUAAAUAUCUCCUGUUGUCCAUGGUGAAACUAAUCCAUGCUGAUCCAAAGCUGUUGCUCUGUAAUCCGAGGAAACAAGGGCCUGAAACCCAGGGCAGUACAGCAGAAUUAAUCACAGGACUUGUCCAGCUUGUUCCCCAGUCAAACAUGCCAGAAAUAGCCCAAGAAGCCAUGGAGGCUUUGUUGGUUCUUCAUCAGUUAGAGAGUAUUGAUUUAUGGAAUCCCGAUGCACCUAUAGAAACAUUUUGGGAGAUUAGUUCUCAAAUGCUUUUUUACAUCUGCAAGAAGCUAACUAGUCACCAGAUGCUUAGCAGCACAGAAAUUCUCAAAUGGCUGCGGGAAAUUUUGAUCUGCAGGAAUAAAUUCCUUCUUAAAAAUAAGCAGUCAGAUAGGAGUUCCUGCCACUUCCUUUUCCUUUAUGGGGUAGCAUGUGACGUCUCUUCUGGUGGGGGUGCUAGUCAAAUCUCUCUAGACCAUGAAGAGUUAAUACGCACCUGUACUCCGGGAGCAUCCCUCAGGAAGGGAACAGGAAACUCAUCCAUGGACAGUACAGCCGGAUGCAGCGGAACUCCAAUAUGCCGCCAAGCUCAGACUAAGCUAGAAGUUGCUCUCUACAUGUUCCUGUGGAGCCCCGACAUCGAGGCCGUCCUUGUGGCCAUGUCCUGUUUCCGCCACCUCUGCGAAGAAGCUGACAUUAGGUGUGGGGUAGAUGAAGUUUCCGUGCAUAAUUUCUUGCCGAACUACAAUACCUUCAUGGAGUUUGCCUCCGUCAGCAAUAUGAUGUCUACAGGAAGAGCGGCACUUCAGAAAAGGGUGAUGGCAUUGUUGAGACGAAUUGAACAUCCAACUGCCGGCAACACUGAGGCAUGGGAAGACACUCAUACGAAAUGGGAACAAGCUACGAAGCUAAUCCUUAACUAUCCAAAAGCCAAAAUGGAAGAUGGCCAGGUAACCGAAAGUCUUCACAAGACCAUUGUAAAGCGGCGAAUGUCUCACGUGAGCGGGGGCGGAUCCAUCGAUUUGUCCGACACGGACUCCCUGCAGGAGUGGAUCAAUAUGACGGGCUUCCUUUGCGCUCUCGGUGGGGUCUGCCUGCAGCACCGCGGCAACGCGGGCUUGGCCACCUACAGCCCACCCAUGGGCCCGGUCAGCGAGCGAAAGGGUUCCAUGAUUUCGAUGGUAUCCACCGAAGGGAACACGGAGACGCCCGUCAGCAAGUUCAUGGACCGGUUGCUCUCCCUGAUGGUGUGCAACCACGAGAAAGUGGGACUCCAAAUACGGACGAAUAUUAAGGACUUGGUGGGUCUCGAAUUAAGCCCCGCACUUUAUCCGAUGCUGUUUAACAAGUUGAAGAACACCAUCAGCAAGUUUUUCGACUCUCAAGGGCAGGUGCUGCUGAACGAUACCAAUACCCAAUUUGUCGAGCAGACCAUAGCGAUAAUGAAGAACUUGCUGGAUAAUCACACCGAAGGCAGCUCGGAACACCUGGGACAAGCUAGCAUAGAAACAAUGAUGCUCAAUCUAGUCAGGUAUGUUCGUGUGCUUGGGAAUUUGGUACAUGCGAUUCAGAUUAAAACUAAACUGUGCCAGUUAGUUGAAGUAAUGAUGGAGAGGCGUGAUGAUCUUUCGUUUUGCCAAGAAAUGAAAUUUAGGAACAAGAUGGUGGAAUAUCUGACAGACUGGGUCAUGGGGACAUCGAACCAAGCAACAGAUGAAGAUGUAAAAUGUUUAACAAGAGAUUUGGACCAGGCAAGCAUGGAAGCAGUUGUGUCUCUUCUUGCUGGACUCCCCCUGCAACCUGAAGAAGGAGAUGGAGUGGAAUUGAUGGAAGCCAAGUCCCAGUUAUUUCUUAAGUAUUUCACUUUGUUCAUGAACCUUCUCAAUGACUGCAGUGAGGUUGAAGAUGAAAACGCCCAAACGGGAGGCAGGAAACGUGGGAUGUCUCGAAGACUGGCUUCCCUGAGGCACUGUACUGUGCUUGCUAUGUCAAACUUGCUCAACGCUAAUGUGGACAGCGGCCUUAUGCACUCCAUAGGUUUAGGUUAUCACAAAGAUCUCCAAACGAGAGCCACGUUCAUGGAAGUCCUCACGAAAAUUCUCCAGCAGGGCACCGAGUUCGACACGUUAGCAGAGACCGUGUUGGCCGACCGGUUCGAGAGGCUGGUGGAAUUAGUCACGAUGAUGGGUGAUCAAGGAGAGCUUCCCAUAGCAAUGGCCCUGGCCAACGUGGUGCCUUGUUCACAGUGGGAUGAGCUAGCUCGCGUUCUCGUCACUCUCUUUGAUUCACGCCACUUACUCUACCAGCUGCUUUGGAACAUGUUUUCUAAGGAAGUGGAGCUGGCAGAUUCCAUGCAGACUCUCUUCAGGGGGAACAGCCUGGCCAGUAAAAUAAUGACAUUCUGUUUUAAGGUUUAUGGUGCUACGUAUCUGCAAAAGCUUUUGGAACCUUUAUUGAGGACUGUCAUCACGUCGAUGGAAUGGCAGCACGUCAGCUUUGAGGUGGAUCCUACAAGGUUAGAGCCUACAGAAAGCCUUGAUGAUAACCAACGAAGUCUCUUACAAAUGACUGAAAAGUUCUUCCAUGCUAUCAUCAAUUCCUCCUCAGAGUUUCCCCCUCAGCUUCGCAGCGUGUGCCACUGUUUGUACCAGGCAACUUGCCACUCUCUACUGAAUAAAGCUACAGUAAAAGAAAAAAAGGAAAACAAAAAAUCAGUGGUUAGCCAGCGUUUUCCUCAGAACAGUAUUGGUGCAGUAGGAAGUGCCAUGUUCCUCAGAUUCAUCAAUCCUGCCAUUGUCUCGCCGUAUGAGGCUGGGAUCUUAGAUAAAAAGCCUCCACCUAGAAUUGAGAGGGGCUUGAAGUUAAUGUCAAAGAUACUUCAGAGUAUCGCCAAUCACGUCCUGUUCACAAAAGAAGAGCAUAUGAGGCCUUUUAAUGAUUUUGUGAAGAGCAACUUUGAUGCAGCCCGAAGGUUUUUCCUCGAUAUAGCGUCUGAUUGUCCUGCAAGUGAUUCAGUAAAUCACAGCCUCUCCUUCAUCAGUGACGGCAAUGUGCUUGCUUUACAUCGUUUGCUCUGGAACAACCAAGAAAAGAUCGGCCAAUAUCUUUCCAGCAACAGGGACCACAAGGCUGUUGGACGACGACCCUUUGACAAGAUGGCUACACUUCUUGCGUACCUGGGCCCUCCUGAGCACAAGCCCGUAGCAGAUACCCACUGGUCCAGCCUGAAUCUGACCAGCUCCAAAUUUGAGGAGUUCAUGACAAGACACCAGGUACAUGAAAAAGAAGAAUUUAAAGCAUUGAAAACAUUAAAUAUCUUCUAUCAAGCAGGGACUUCCAAGGCCGGGAAUCCAGUUUUUUAUUACAUUGCACGGAGGUUCAAGACCGGUCAGAUCAAUGGGGAUUUGCUGAUAUACCAUGUCUUGUUAACUCUGAAGCCAUAUUAUGCCAAGCCAUAUGAGAUCGUCGUGGACCUUACCCACGCGGGCCCCAGCAAUCGCUUUAAAACAGACUUUCUCUCCAAGUGGUUUGUCGUUUUCCCUGGCUUUGCUUAUGAAAAUGUGUCUGCCGUUUACAUCUACAACUGUAAUUCUUGGGUCAGGGAGUACACCAAAUACCACGAGAGAUUACUGACGGGCCUCAAAGGCAGCAAGAGACUCAUUUUCAUAGACUCGCCUGGAAAAUUGGCCGAGCACAUCGAGCACGACCAGCAGAAACUGCCGGCUGCCACUUUGGCUUUAGAAGAGGAUUUGAAGGUGUUCCACAAUGCUCUCAAACUGGCCCACAAAGACACCAAGGUUUCUAUUAAAGUUGGCUCGACCGCUGUUCAGGUCACAUCAGCCGAACGAACGAGGGUCUUGGGGCAGUCGGUUUUUCUGAACGACAUCUACUACGCUUCAGAGAUCGAGGAGAUCUGCCUCGUGGAUGAAAACCAGUUCACUUUGACCAUUGCUAACCAAGGCACUCCACUCACCUUCAUGCACCAGGAGUGCGAAGCCAUCGUUCAGUCCAUCAUCCACAUACGGACACGGUGGGAGCUGUCUCAACCCGACUCCAUCCCCCAGCACACGAAAAUCCGGCCGAAGGAUGUCCCUGGAACACUCCUGAAUAUCGCGUUGCUUAAUCUGGGCAGCUCAGACCCUAGUUUACGGUCAGCUGCCUAUAAUCUUCUGUGUGCCUUAACCUGUACCUUUAAUUUAAAGAUUGAGGGCCAGUUGCUAGAGACUUCAGGUCUGUGUAUCCCUGCCAACAACACCCUUUUUAUUGUCUCUAUUAGUAAGACCUUGGCAGCUAAUGAGCCACACCUCACUCUGGAGUUUUUGGAAGAGUGUAUUUCUGGAUUUAGCAAAUCUAGUAUUGAGCUGAAGCACCUAUGCUUAGAAUAUAUGACUCCCUGGCUCUCAAAUCUUGUGCGUUUCUGUAAACACAAUGAUGAUGCCAAACGCCAGCGAGUCACUGCCAUCCUUGACAAGCUCAUAACAAUGACGAUUAAUGAGAAACAGAUGUAUCCAUCUAUCCAAGCCAAGAUCUGGGGAAGUCUUGGACAGAUUACAGAUCUGCUCGAUGUCGUACUGGACAGUUUCAUCAAAACCAGUGCAACUGGUGGCUUGGGGUCAAUAAAGGCUGAGGUGAUGGCAGACACAGCCGUAGCUCUUGCUUCCGGAAAUGUGAAACUGGUUUCGAGUAAGGUCAUCGGGAGAAUGUGCAAAAUAAUCGACAAGACCUGCCUGUCGCCAACUCCCACCUUAGAACAACACCUCAUGUGGGAUGAUAUUGCCAUCCUUGCCCGAUACAUGCUGAUGCUGUCCUUUAACAACUCUCUUGACGUGGCAGCCCACCUGCCGUAUCUCUUCCAUGUUGUUACUCUGUUGGUGGCCACUGGUCCUCUGUCCCUUAGAGCUUCCACUCACGGACUGGUUAUCAACAUCAUUCAUUCUCUGUGCACCUGUUCACAGCUUCAUUUCAGUGAGGAGACCAAGCAAGUGUUGAGGCUCAGCUUGACAGAGUUCUCGUUACCCAAGUUUUAUUUGCUGUUUGGCAUCAGCAAAGUCAAGUCGGCAGCUGUCAUAGCCUUCCGAUCCAGUUACCGGGACAGGUCGUUCUCACCCGGUUCCUACGAGAGGGAGACGUUUGCCUUGACAUCCCUGGAGACUGUGACAGAGGCUCUGCUGGAAAUUAUGGAGGCUUGUAUGAGAGAUAUUCCAACGUGCAAGUGGCUGGACCAAUGGACGGAACUAGCACAAAAAUUUGCAUUCCAGUAUAAUCCGUCACUCCAGCCAAGAGCUCUUGUUGUCUUUGGUUGUAUCAGCAAAAGGGUAUCUCAUGGUCAGAUAAAACAGAUUAUUCGUAUUCUCAGCAAGGGACUUGAGAGCUGUCUAAAGGGACCUGAUAAUUACAACAGUCAAGUUCUGAUAGAAGCCACAGUAAUAGCACUGACCAAAUUACAGCCACUUUUGAAUAAGGAUUCUCCUAUGCACAAAGCCCUCUUUUGGGUGGCUAUGGCUGUGUUGCAGCUGGAUGAAGUUAACUUGUAUUCAGCUGGGACAGCACUUCUUGAGCAGAAUCUGCACACAUUAGAUAGUCUCCGGGUAUUCAAUGACAAGAGUCCAGAAGAAGUCUUCAUGGAAAUCCGGAAUCCGCUUGAAUGGCACUGCAAACAAAUGGAUCAUUUUGUUGGACUCAAUUUUAACUCUAAUUUUAAUUUUGCACUAGUAGGCCACCUUUUAAAAGGAUACAGGCAUCCAUCUCCCAUCAUUGUUGCAAGAACAGUAAGGAUCUUACACACACUACUAGCUCUGGUUAACAAACAUAGGAACUGUGACAAAUUUGAAGUGAAUACCCAGAGUGUGGCGUACUUAGCAGCUUUGCUUACAGUGUCUGAGGAAGUGCGAAGUCGCUGCAGCCUAAAACAUAGGAAAUCACUCCUGCUGACUGAUGUCUCUAUGGAAAAUGUUCCUAUGGACACAUAUCCCAUCCAUCACAACGAUCCCAGUUGUAGGACACUAAAGGAAAAUCAACCAUGGUCUUCCCCAAAGGGCUCUGAGAGACAUCUCGCCGCCAGCUACCCGACUGUUGGGCAGACCAGCCCCCGAACCCGGAAGUCCAUGAGUUUGGAUAUGGGACAGCCUUCCCAGGCCAACACUAAGAAGCUGCUUGGAACCAGGAAAAGCUUUGACCACUUGAUAUCAGACACAAAGGCUCCCAAAAGGCAAGAAAUGGAAUCUGGGAUCACCACCCCUCCCAAAAUGAGGAGAGUGGCCGAGAAUGACUAUGAAAUGGAAACCCAGAGGAUCUCUUCACCCCAACAGCACCCACACCUGCGCAAAGUUUCUGUGUCUGAAUCAAAUGUACUUCUGGAUGAAGAAGUUCUAACGGAUCCCAAAAUCCAAGCCCUGCUGCUUACUGUCCUGGCUACACUGGUAAAAUACACUACAGAUGAGUUUGAUCAACGGAUCCUUUAUGAAUAUUUAGCCGAGGCCAGUGUUGUCUUCCCUAAAGUUUUUCCAGUUGUGCACAAUCUGUUGGACUCCAAGAUUAAUACCCUCCUGUCGCUAUGCCAAGAUCCAAAUCUACUGAAUCCGAUCCAUGGGAUCGUGCAGAGCGUGGUCUAUCAUGAAGAGUCGCCACCACAAUACCAAACCUCCUACCUACAAAGUUUUGGUUUUAAUGGCUUGUGGAGGUUUGCGGGACCAUUUUCUAAGCAAACCCAAAUUCCAGACUAUGCUGAGCUGAUCGUGAAGUUUCUCGAUGCCUUGAUCGACACGUAUUUGCCUGGAAUUGAUGAAGAAGCCAGUGAGGAGUCCUUACUCACCCCCACCUCUCCUUACCCUCCAGCAGUGCAGAGCCAGCUGAGCAUUACUGCUAAUCUUAACCUUUCUAAUUCCAUGACCUCACUUGCAACUUCUCAGCAUUCCCCAGGCAUUGACAAGGAGAAUGUGGAGCUGUCUCCGACCACUGGCCACUCCAACAGUGGGAGGACGCGUCAUGGGUCCGCAAGCCAAGUGCAGAAGCAGCGAAGCGCCGGCAGUUUCAAACGUCACAGUAUCAAGAAGAUCGUGUGAAGCUUUUUUUCCUCCUCUCUUCUUCUCCUCGCCCCCCUCCCUCCCCCUUUUCGUUUUUUUUUCUUUUUUCGGAAAACAGACUUAACCGUAUGUGGGCUUCUCACUAGUGACCACUCCCGCCACCACCUCCAGUCGUGAUGCUGCACUUUCCACAUUGCCAUUCGGUCAGCCACGUUGCCAGACGAUCAACUCUUGAAGCAGUGCCCGGCUCGAAUGUCCCCUUUUCUUCCUCGAUUCCACCGUCCGUCCCUCCCUCCACACAACCGUUAGUGUCAUCCUGUUGGUUUAAGCCAGUGUUUCUGAACAACUCCAGUGAGCAGUUGGAAGAUUAGGAAACUUGGAAAAGGAUCUUUUAAAUGAGGGGAGAGGCUAGGGUUUUUUGAACAGUGCUCUUGAGGUUUGAAAGCCAUUUGUCAUAUAGUUCGACCUUGCUUCUCUCCUUCACCCCGUUUGUCUUCUAAAGAAAAGUGAUGGUCGUAUUUGCACACUUUUCUAGUUAGCGGCUUUCUGGAAAAAAAAAAAUGGCGUGACCCCACUUUACUUCAGUCUGAUUCUUUGUCAAGGACUUUUUUUCCACUAUCCAAAGUCGAAAGAAUCCCAGGCAUUGUGCCUCGAUGGCAUGUCACGCUGUAAGCCAAACCAGAAGAGGUACUUUUAAGAAGACUGUGCAUUUUGUUGUAUGUUCUUGAGAAAAUAUUUCUUGGGCUUUAGCAAUAAUUACAAGAGGGAGAAGUGUUCUCGCACACAUCUUUCCAUUCCCCAACUCUAAAGUCGACCUGCCUGGGGCUGAAUAGAAGACCUGGUGGAAUGCACGCUGGGGCGGGCUGGUUCUGGUAUUUUUUCCCCAGAUAUUCCUCUGUUAAACUUUGAAUUUACAAACACAGUUCUGCUGUGAAUUCAGGCCAGUCAAAACGGAGCAUGCCUACAUGUUUCUACCUGUCCCUUCCUCUUCUCCUUCCUCCUGCUUAAUGCCGUCUCAGAUUCCCGUCUGCAACUAAUUCCAGGAUAGCCUGUGAAGUCGGAGGUGGAGAUUACCAAAAGGGAAUUCUCAUCUACGUUGGCAUUUAAUUAAGGAAAUUUCGAUCUCCCCUCCCAGUGAGCAUGUGCUCUUGAGCGCAGUGAAAAUGGUACGAGAUUUUUUUUUUUUGGAGGGGGUGAUUAACUGACACUCCUGCUUUCCUUUACUGAAAUGCAGCCUCAGACAGCGUAUGCAGUGCAAUUUAUGUUAGCGAUUUUCAUGGUAAGUUGUGUUGUGGAAUUGUAGUUCGAAUUUGGGGAAAAAACAAACAGAAAAAAAAAAACGUAGCGGGGUGGGGCGUGGAGUUGAUGCUGACUUGAGACUGCAUCCAUUCACUGUGAAAGCCCGGUCACCCUGUAGUAGAGAAGUAGCAAGGCGGGGCGAAGAGGUGCUGCCCAUGCCCCGGCUCUGCCGGACGGUUGGCAAACAGCCCCAAGAGACUCAAGACUCAAGACUGGGGUGUUUUGAAAUCCCCCUGACAGUCGAGGGUUCAACUUUAGGGCUACGGUUACGUUUACUGCAAAAGGUAUCGUCGGCCUCCCAGCACCGGGUCCCUGGCGCGUGCACGUCCGUACUUUUAACACUUCACGAAAGGCUCUGGAGGCAAGAAAUCCCUUUGGGCGGUUUAUUUUGUGUUUGGUUUUCUGUUUGUUUCCUUCCUCUAGUGCUCCCUCAUUAGUGGCUCUUAGUGAACCCGAUUCCACAGCUAAGUUAAUAGAGAAUGGUACAAGUAAGUGUUCAGAUUUUAAUAAUAUAGCACAUAAUCCACAUUUACUCACAAAGUAACAGCGUAACAAGUUGAUGUAAAUAAAAACUUGCCUUUAUUGUAUUCUGAGAAUAACGGUUUUUCUUUUUAUUUGUUUACAGUCCUGGAAAAACUAUGAACACAAACUUAAUAUGCAAAUAGUUUGCCAAAAUAAGAGAGGACGUAGCGUUAGUUAUAUCGAAGUAGGUAGCGUGGGGAAAUACUGACGACUUGUGCAAUUUCAGCAAACUUUUUCCAACGGGAAAUUCUUGAUCCUAUAGAAGCUGCAGUAGAAAUGUAAUCAUUCAGAGGGCCUAACCCGACGAAGGCGCUAGGUAGGAGCAUUUAGAACUGGAUUUUGGAAUAGGCCAGUGACCCGUGGCCAGGUACUGAACUAUCGUGUGUGUAUGCCCUCUUGGUUCUCCCACCCAGCUGGUUAGGUGCUAGUCCCGAUCAAUCAGUGUAAGACUUCGAUGAUUUUCAUUCAGGCUCAUCUUAGGUAGUUUUUUCUAAGAGUUUAGGUAUCUGAGGAUGAAGACUAGGAUGCUGUUUAAUUCUUCCUUCGAAAGAGAAUUUGAACAAUUUGCCAUGCUCGAUUAUGCUAGAGAAAAUGUUAGCUUUUUAACCCAUUUGACUUGUUCCCGCCCCGUGCCCGUUUUCUAAGGCACUGAUUCCCUAACUUUGAUUUAAGGAUUCAUUCCCCUCAGCGUUCUCUCGUGUCAGGUGAUGAAUGUGGCCCGGAUCAGAAGUGAAGUGCACCAAAGUUUAUGUGAUUGACAAGCGUUUAUCUUAGGGAACUGAAAACCAAUUUAGGUGCAGGAUAUCUCCAAUCGCAUAACAGUGCCGGGACAACUGAGGGAAACUAAGAUUUUUCCAGGUGACUAAAACGAAUGUUGUGUAAGUUUGGCCACGAAAUGGAACUUUCUCACAAAUCUUCUUCCGUGAACAAAUUAAACCAUUUUUUUCAGACCUGGUACUUGAAAUCUAUUGUUUGACUAUUUGAAUCUUAGAGCAUGUUACUCGUUGUGCAUUACCCAAGACGUAUAAAAUCCAAAAAAAAAGAAAAAAAGAAACCAUUAAUAAUUUCCCUUGUUUUCCUUUUUGAAGGGAAGGGAGGCUAACUCAGUUAUAUUGUAAUAGUGCAUAACCUAUUAAACCAAUGGCUCAACUCUCAUUUGCAUGCACUUAUUUUCAGUAAAAGAGAAAUAUUUUGUUAGGUUUUGGGAACUGAGCUUUUGGGAAAAGUUGCCAUCGCUCUACCCCUAACUGAUCGGUAGGUUUUUAGGGCUUUCUGUUCUAGGGUUUUAUUUUACUUUUGAUUUUUUACUUUAUUUUUCCAGACGUAUUGAAGCAUGUCUUAUUAAAAUGUUAUGCAACAGACUUACCACUGAAAGGUCACUCAGUGUCAGCCACAUGAUUUUUUUUUAAUGCAGUAUAUUCACCUGUAAAUAGUUUUUGUGUAAAAUUUGACAGAAAAGUAUAUUUACUACACUGUAAAUACAUGUGACGAUAUAUUGUAUUAUUUUGCUUUUUUGUAAAGCAGUUAGUUGCUGUACAUGGAUAACAUACAAAUUUGAUUAUUCUCGUGUUAGUAUCGUUAACUUCUGUCUCCUUCCCGCGACUGCGUUGUCAUUUAAAGAAAUGCUGUGUACUAUAAACUUACAUGGUGUAUGAUCACUUCCUCCUCUUUCCAUCUCGGCCUAAACUUUGACAAUGUUUCCUUAUCUACAAUCCUGUUAAAACCGUAAGCGAACGUUACGCCAGCAGGGGAAAUACUGCCGAAAAAAAGCCAGAAUUGGUCGUUGUAGGUAAGACUGUAGAAGUCACGGUCUCAAACCAUUGUUGUUCUCCACCCCAUUACCUUCCUCAUGUAUGUACUUCCCCUUUUUUUGGAAGUAAAUUGUAAAUUCAGCCUA
Tachyglossus aculeatus (Australian echidna) is the source of this 12205-nucleotide messenger RNA. It is a transcript of the gene NF1, whose product is annotated as neurofibromin 1. The record is from RefSeq and is a predicted model, not a curated record. The coding region runs from base 4 to 8526 and encodes 2840 amino acids. The transcript is spliced from 58 exons. Gene Ontology annotation, biological process: regulation of GTPase activity. NCBI's taxonomy places the organism in Eukaryota, Metazoa, Chordata, Mammalia, Monotremata, Tachyglossidae.